Messenger RNA from Helianthus annuus (common sunflower), 2665 nucleotides. Its product is annotated as putative receptor protein kinase ZmPK1. The record is from RefSeq and is a predicted model, not a curated record. The transcript has a single exon. The coding region runs from base 1 to 2412 and encodes 803 amino acids. Gene Ontology annotation, molecular function: ATP binding; protein serine/threonine kinase activity. Lineage: Eukaryota; Viridiplantae; Streptophyta; Magnoliopsida; Asterales; Asteraceae. Gene Ontology annotation, biological process: recognition of pollen; protein phosphorylation.
AUGGGUACUCUCUUUCUCUACAUUGUGGUUGUUUUAUUAGUCUUACUAUAUAAAACACCAUUGCUUUCUUCUUCUCCUACUUCUCUUUCACUUCCCUCGGUAUUGAAACCGGGUUCAUCUCUCUCUGUGGAGAACAAAGAUGACUUCUUAAUCUCACCCAAUGGGCUUUUCACCGCCGGCUUUUACAGUGUUGGUGAGAAUGCCUAUUGCUUCUCGGUAUGGUUUACUAAACCUCUUGCGGACCAAAGUCACACCAUAGUUUGGAUGGCUAACCGCGAUGCACCAGUUAAUGGAAAGCGUUCAAAGCUUUCCUUGUUAAAAACCGGAAAUCUUGUUUUAAGGGACGCAGCGCAACCACUCCCCAUUUGGACCACAAAUAUUAUAGACUCGAAAGAACCUGCCCAGCUAUUUAUAAACGAUACCGGAAACCUUUAUCUUCAAAAUAAUGAAACCCAAGUUAUUUGGCAAAGCUUUGGCUCCCCCACUGAUACCCUUCUUCCCCUACAAAAAUUCACCAAAGAUACAUCACUUGUAUCUUCAAGAAGUUUAACGAAUCACUCUUCAGGGUUCUACAAGCUCUACUUUGACAAUGAUAAUGUCAUUAGACUUGUUUAUAACGGCCCUAGUGUAGCGGGAAUUUAUUGGCCAGAUCCUAAGAUAACGGCUUGGGCAUCUGGUAGGAGCACCUGGGCCAGCCGAAGGACUGCUACCCUGGAUUUGUCCGGUCAUUUCGUAUCAAGUGAUAGCCUAUUCUUCAAUACAUCAGAUUCCGAAAACCAGUCAGUUAGACGGUUGACUGUGGAUGUUGACGGUAACUUUCGGGCCUACAGUCUAGAUGAGACCCGAGGGAUUUGGAAAGUUACUUGGCAGGCGAUUUCCGACACUUGCAGAGUUCAUGGAAUAUGUGGAGAAAAUAGUACAUGUUCUAUCAGUCCUAAUCAUGGUAGGAAAUGUUCGUGCAUACCCAAUCAUACUAUGAUCAAUCAAACAGAUUGGUCAUAUGGUUGUAAACCAGAAUUCAAUACAACAUUAUGUGGAAACGGUGAGGAUGAUUUCUUACAUUUUCCUCACUAUGAUUUCUACGGUUACGAGGCUAGAUUUGUGCCGAAUGUGACACUAGAUGAAUGUAAGAGAGUGUGUCUAGGCAUCUGCAACUGCAAAGGAUUCCACUUCAACUAUGAGACUGAGGGCUAUUUCUCUUGCUACGCCAAAUUUAAACUAAUAAACGGGUUCAGAACCAUGAGUUCUAACGGUUCCAUGUAUCUAAAGGUGCCCAAAAGUAUUCUCCUAUUGUCCAACAACAGUGAAAAAAUUGUUCAUGAAGACCGCUUAAUCUGCAGCGAGAAAUUACCAACAGUCCGAAUCGACAGAGCUUAUAUAAAGAACCCAAAAAAUGAGUCAGUCAAGUCCCUCAUGAUAUUUACCUAUGUAUUUGGUGCACUAGAGACCAUUUGCAUUAUCUACUUCUUUUAUCGUACUCGAAAUCCAUCGAAGACAAGACAAGGUUACGUCCAAGCUGCUACAGGAUUUCAGAGAUUCAGCUAUGCGGAAUUGAAAAAGACCACUAAAAACUUUAGCAAAGAGAUAGGAAGAGGAGGCGGUGGAAUCGUGUACAAAGGAGAAUUUUCAAACAAUCGAGUUGCCGCAGUCAAACUUCUUAAGGAAUUCGGUAACAAACAAGGCGAAACUGAACUUUUGGCGGAGAUAAGUACCCUUGGGAGGCUGAACCACAUGAAUUUGAUAGACAUAUGGGGGUACUGUGCUGAGAGAAAACACAAAUUGUUGGUUUAUGAGUACAUGGAAAAUGGGUCAUUGGCCCAAAACUUGCAUUCCAGUAAGCUAGAUUGGGGUAAGAGGUUUGACAUUACGGUGGGUACUGCGAAAGGGCUAGCUUAUCUACACGAAGAAUGCUUGGAAUGGGUUUUGCAUUGUGAUGUUAAGCCUCAUAAUAUAUUGCUGGAUAGCAAUUGGAAUCCAAAGGUUGCAGAUUUUGGGCUGUCUAAGUUACUAGACAGAGAUGGAACUCGUAAUUCAGAGUUCACAAGAGCAAGAGGGACAAGAGGUUACAUGGCUCCAGAGUGGUUGUUUGUUAAUCAUCCAAUAACCUCAAAAGUUGAUGUAUAUAGUUAUGGAGUUGUGGUGUUAGAGAUGAUAACAGGGAGAAGCCCAACAGGUGAUCAAUGUGCCAAGUCGAAGGGAAGGCUCGAUAGUUGGGUGAAAGAAAAGAUGAUAGCAGCUGGUGGAACGAAAGACUGGAUCGAAGAGGUUGUGGACGUUACCGUUGAUGGAAAAUACGACACAAGUAAAAUGGAAAUUCUGAUUAAGGUGGCUUUACAGUGUUCGGCGGAAGAUAAAGACGCUAGACCAACAAUGAGCCAAGUGGUGGAUAUGCUGCUACAUGUAGAGAAUUAAUGAAAGACUAAACUAAAUAUAGGGGUCAAAAUGUAGAUAUUGUAAAAUAGGUUUAUGGGUCAAAUUGUGUUUGUUUAGUGUAAAGGGUGAGGUAAGUUGUAAAUUAUAAAUCAACAUAUUAGGGUUGGUUGUAGGCUGUGCCAUUCAAUGUAAACGACACGUCGGUUCGCAUAUGUGUAUAUGGGUGUAUGAGUCAAUUGAACCAUGAAUGAUGUAUUGUAUAAUUUGUAUUGAUAAUUGUUUAUUAAGGUUA